This is a messenger RNA of Asparagus officinalis (garden asparagus), 427 nucleotides long. Its product is annotated as probable UDP-N-acetylglucosamine--peptide N-acetylglucosaminyltransferase SPINDLY. The coding region runs from base 16 to 351 and encodes 111 amino acids. The transcript is spliced from 2 exons. The record is from RefSeq and is a predicted model, not a curated record. Lineage: Eukaryota; Viridiplantae; Streptophyta; Magnoliopsida; Asparagales; Asparagaceae.
CUUCUGGUGCUUUCUAUGAAAUUUUCUCAAGCAAUUAACUUCUUGCAGAACCGGCUGCUUGCAAUGAACUAUAUAAAUGAGGGCUCUGAUGAUAAGCUUUUUGAGGCUCACAGGGAAUGGGGAAUGCGAUUUAUGAAGCUAUACCCUCAAUAUACCAGUUGGGAUAAUCCUAAAGAUAUGGAACGCCCAUUAGUAAUUGGAUAUGUGUCACCUGAUUAUAUUACUCACUCUGUAUCAUAUUUCAUUGAAGCACCUCUCUUUUUCCAUGAUUACACAAAUUACAAGGUGAUUGUGUACUCUGGUGUUGUAAAGGUAUGGUUAUUUCUCUCAUGCACAAGUGUCACCACUUAGUUAACUUGAAGUCUUUUUUCAAGUAUCUUGAAGUCUUUUUUCAAGUAAUUUACAACACGUCUUUAAGUCAAGUUUA